CUAAUUGCACGAUGGCGGUAACGAGGUAGAGGCCUUCGGAUACAUUCCACGCCCUCCCCGGCCCCGCGGGCUGGGGCUGCCGGUUGCCUCGGUGGCCGGAGUCCGGCCUGCCCGGGGUCACCGGGCCUGCGGAUUUGUGGGAGGGGAGAAGCAGCGGUUCUGGGGACACGGGGCCGCUUCCCUCGCCCGGCGGGGUAAAAAAAUGGACAGGACCAGACACCCCACCUGCCCCGCCCCGCCUCAGGCCUCGGUCUUCCUCCCCUUCAUUCACACAACAUCUGUUUUGGCCAAUCUGGGCUGCUCCUGCAGGGCCCGAGCCCGAAGCCCAUUUGCAGAAAGGAGUGGCAGGCGGGCCAUGCUCCUCUCCUCCCCUGAGCUACUUCUGCUCCUUCUGUCCGUCCACGAGACGUGGGCAACCGGGCGCUGGGCCUUCGGGCCGGGGCCUCGAGCGGAGUGGGCAGCGGGGGAGGCCGAGAGGGGAGGGGAAAGGCCCGCUUGUACCAGCCGGGCGGUUCGAGCCAGGAGGGAGCGUCCGAGGGGUGGGGGCCGGCUGCCGACCGGCAGCUGCGGGGAGGUCUCCCCUCCCCACAUCUCCAUGUGGGACUCGGGAAAAAUGUGGCCGCCCCUCCCUGCGUUCGUGCAGGGCGAGGGCCGGAGGCCAGUCCUGGGUCUCCUACUGAUUUGGCAGCUGCGCCGGGCGGCCCUUCAUCAGCCGACCGGCCGCAAGUCGGAGCGGGAACGACCUCCCGGCCCCGGAGAGAGCCGAGCACCCACUUCCCGGAUUUCACUCCCCGCCCAGGCCGUCCCGCCGGCCCCUUCCUCCAACCGUCCUGCCCCAUACGGGCCUCGGUAGCACCCCGCUUGGACCCACGGUGGCCAAGGCGUGGACGGGCUGGCCCGGCCCCGUUCUGAAUCCCACGGGGCGCCUCCGCGUCGGGAUUGAAGGCCCACGACACCUGCCCUGGGGGCAAACCCCUCCCUCCCCCGUCCCCCCUACCACGGCCUCAUCCCACUUAGGAGCCAGGCUAGGCCGGGACUGGCAGAUGGGCCAAGGAUUCUCCACCCUAAACCCUUUUGGCUGGAAUUCCCGGGUCCUUGCGUUUUCAGGGGAAAGGCCGGGCUACUUGCUGCGAGCCGUUCCAGGAAGGGACGAGGAGGCCGGAGGGGCCGCCGAGGCCCGGGAGGCCUGCUGCCCACCCCCAGCCCAGGUGACUCACGUUUCUCCUGCGAGGGACCGUGCCCCAAAAUGGAUGUGUUUCUGCUCUGUUUUCAUUUUCUCACGUGGGGAGGAAAAAAAACAAACAAAGAACCAAACGUUUUGUGCCUUUCUAAGGGAAGCCUGCAUCCCUGGCUGCAUUUCAGUACCUUAAUGUGGAGUCCCAAGGGCCUCGCCCUCCCUGGCAGCCUCGGCAUCCGUCCCGGGCCCCGGCUGGGUCCCGCGGCCUAACCGGGGAUGGGGGGCGGUUGUCCGGGCCUCUCCCACCCCCGAAACUGGGGUGGCUUCUGGGGUCUUGGACCCCAGCCCCUCCCUGCCUCUCAGCAUUAAACAGUUCGUGCCUCUGGGGGCUCCUCCACUCUCCGGGGAGGGGGCCGCGGAGGGGAAUCCGCCCCCCCUUCAUCCCAAGCCCGGCAUCCCGUCCGGAAGCGGCUCCGUCCGACCGAGGAAGGGCAACGGUCCUUUUCUCCGUGGCGUUUUGCCCCCGUCGCGUCUCCCCCUCGUUUCACUCGUUCCCCACCCGAAACCAAUGAUGGGGGCAGGAGAGAAAAGCAGAUUCUAUUUUUUAAUUCACACUCUUCAUCCUUUGGCGAUCCUUGGGGUGGGCCGGGGCCAGGGGAGGAGCCAGUAGCUUUUACCUCCCUGGGACGAGGAAGAUCAAUUUGUAGGAUAUCAGUGUUAAACACACAAGACAAGAUUUUCAUGGACUAUUUUAAAAAGUAUAAGUGUCAUUAAUAUAAGAAAAUUUAUAUUAGCAGUAUUUAAUCACUCUCACCUGUAAAGAAUAAGAGAAACAGAAGGUAAAUAUUCUUACAGAGACUAGCGGAGCUUUAAGAUUCAUUUUGGGUUUUUUCGAGUCCUCGUUUUUUGCCAGUCCGUCGUCGACGCGUAGAGGUCGGUUAUACUAAUGUUAUUUAUUAAUUUUCUUUUUCAUUCCCAUCCGCAGCCCACUAAAGAGCUUUUUUUUCACGCACCCGUGUCCGUCCCCAAAAUUUAUUUUUAAAUAAAGUUCCUUUUGUUGUAGCAGA
Molecule: messenger RNA, 2244 nt
Organism: Tachyglossus aculeatus (Australian echidna)
Lineage: Eukaryota; Metazoa; Chordata; Mammalia; Monotremata; Tachyglossidae
Exons: 2
Coding region: 203-853 (216 amino acids)
Source: RefSeq, a predicted model, not a curated record